This is a messenger RNA of Onychomys torridus (southern grasshopper mouse), 3924 nucleotides long. RefSeq names its product chromosome unknown C2orf16 homolog (gene Spata31h1). Lineage: Eukaryota; Metazoa; Chordata; Mammalia; Rodentia; Cricetidae. The record is from RefSeq and is a predicted model, not a curated record.
AUGUUAACAUCAGAAUUACAUCUUCAAGGUAUGAAACCUGAGUUGGUCAACUGUGGAUCAAAGUUGAAAGGUGUGAAGUCUGAGCCCACAUAUGUCCAGACAAUGAAGGAUACAGGGAUCAAUCAUAGUGCUGAAUCACAGUUUGUGGGAUUCUCUAAGCAGGCCUCGGACUCAAAGGUUUAUAGCCUGGUGCCUUCUGAAUUCAAUGCCAGAAACCAGAAGCAAUAUCGGAAGUCUCAUAAGUUAAAUCAAAAGCAACUACUUCAAAAAAUAAAACAGAUAGCUUUCAAACAGGAACCACAUUUGCAACAAAUCAAGUCAUCAGAAUUAUGUACAAAGCUUCAAGACCUGGAAUCUAUGGAAUUCAAUUCAGAGCAACAGUUGCAAGAUGUGAUGUCCUCUGAGUUGGGCCUGGGAACAAGUCCUCAGUCUUUAGAGUUCAACCCUGGGCCACAGUUGCAAGAGAUAAAACCUUGCGAGGGGUGCACAGAAACCAAGCUGCCAGAUGAGCCAUCUCUGGAAUUCAAGCAUAAGCCUAGACUGCAAUCUUGCUUUGCACCAGAGCCAUGUUUUCAAGAUGUAAAGCCUGUGCCACUGAGGCUGGGCUCCCAACAGCCAAGCCUGGGUCGCCAACAGUUUCCUCUAAAUGACAAACUAAUGGUACCAACAGCAGAGUCCACCGGGGAAUUCUUAGCAGGACCAGCACUGACUAGUGUCAAAUUUUCAAAUUUGAUUCCAGAAUCAUAGCAACAGUGUAUGAAAUUGACAGAAUUUUCUUCAGAGUCAUAGUGACAAAGUGUAAAACAUGUAACAUUGUCAUCAGUGUCUCUGCCACAAACUGGAACCUCGGUGGGGUUAUCACCAAGACCAUUCCUUCAAAAUGUGACAUCUGAGAACCAAAAUCCCCAAACACGAGAUCAAAUCAUAGAAUCCUCUCAAGUGAUAUAUAGACCAGACCAGUUGGCAGACUAUACUGAGAAGAUGAGGCGCCAAUUCUCUAAAUUGGUGGAUUUCAUUUCACUACCAGAUCGUCAAGAUGCGGGAUCUUCAGAAAUGACAAAAGGGUUGAGACAUAAAAGCCUAGAAACAAUAGAGAAAUCUAUGAGGUUGACCCCCAAACCAACAGAUAAAGUCAUAGAAUCAUUAGUGAGGCCUCAGACCUGGUGUGGGAUAACCCCAGGACAGGGACCUCAGAUUCCUGAGUCUGUAAGUUUGACCUCAAAGCCAUGGCUGAAAAUAGAAGAAUCCUUAGAGUUGUUAAUCCAGCAAGCCAGUUAAGUUGUGGGAGAUAUAGACUCUGAGGAGCUCACUUUUGAGUCAUGGCAGCCAGGGGAGGUAGCAGGUAGGCUAACAAAGCCCCAGGAUGUAAGCAUGGGAACUUCAAACAUAACUCCAAUAAAAUCACUAGAUGAAAUUAUAAACUUUGUAAUGGACAAACAUGCUGAUUUGACUCCCAAACUGCAUGGAGUAAUAUUGGCAGAAUUUGCUUCAAGUCUUUGGCUAAAAAAUGUGCAGUCUAAGAAAUUAAUCACAGUGUGAACACAUUAAGUUUUAGAAAUAGAGUUGCUGGGCUUUCAAGUUAUAAAGACUAUAUUAGUUCCCAUACCACUGCUUCUGAUGGUAAAAUCUGAAGAUCUGGCUCCAGGACCAAAUCCCCAGGCUAUAGAACCAAUAGGAGUUGCCACAAAACCUAGCAUUAAAAUAAAACUAAAGAAUGGUUUGAAUUUACUCCCAAGACCACAUCUUCAAGACAUGCUAAAACCUACAGAACAAACUCCAAUUCAAGAGAAUUUUGCAGAAUUAAUUUUACAGCAAACAUCUCCACUUAAGGAAACUCAAGAGCAAAGGCUUCAGGCUGAAAAAUCUCUAGGGAUCAAAAUAUCUCCUAAAGUAAUGGAAAUUGAAGAUUUGAAUCAAAGAUGGGUGUGUGAUGAUAGAGACUCAGACAUGAUAACAUCGGAAAAGUCACAAGCACAGAAUUACUUCUCUAGGUUCAUACAGAGCCCUUCAAUCCCAUUUAUUUCAAGUUCUGUCAAAAUAACUGAGUUAGGACCCCUUCAGGGUUCUGGAAUGCCGGAGGUAUCAAGAGCCUUGGUGAAGAACUUUGCUGUUGGUAUUUUACCCUCUACAGAGUCCUAUACAGACACUAUUAUGUUCCGUUCAUCAGCCCUUCCCUUGAUUACUACCCUCAGAGUUUCAGGCAGGAUUAGGGUCUCAAAGAAAUUCUAUCCGAUCUUUCCUGGGAGACAACAGAAUGUCUGGGAAAGUCAUGUCUGUAGGCAGCGACUCCCUAGGAAAUAUCUCUCCAAUAUGCUGAUGCUGGGAAAUAUUCAGGGAACUACUAUGGAAAGGAAGAUUUCUUCGGAGCCAUUUUUAACAGAAGGAGUCACGAUGGAUAUCUGUCAAUUUAUUCAGAAUUUAUUUGGGGUUCCAGCUGAACUGAUGGCAUUUUCCCAGAGCCUACUAGAGAUGGGUCCUAGGACGAUUUCACAGACCUCAGUGGUCAAAAACUAUAUUCAGAGACUUAUUUUAUGACAUGGUCACAAGAAAAGUAUGCCCUUAAAGAUGUGGACACAUGGAUCCACAUCUUCCAUAAUACAAUAAUCCUCUGGUACUAGAUCAGGAAUAAAAAAAAAAACAACCUCAGAAAUCAGUGAUAUAUCCCAGGAAGUCACUCAACACCUGUCUGCUUCAUGUACAAGGCCCCAGUUUCCUUCCUUAAUGAAGCCAGAGUCUUCUCUCAAGGUACUUUACAAUAGGGAAGACCCUGUUUCCAAGGAUCAGAGAGAAAACUCACAGCGUGAUUCACUGACAAGGACUUUUGUCUCUCACCACUUGCUCAAGGCAAGUUGUCUUUCCCACGCCAGGAUGGAUAUCUCAGAACAGCUCCACCUGCUAAAAGGUCUACAGCUAAAAAUAGCAUCAAAACUCUUAAGAUGUCAAGUACCCCACAAUAUCCCUCCACGUUUCUCAUCAGGUCUCAUCCUGAAUUAUCCCAACUGCCUGCAGUGUGGCCGAUGUUCAGGAUUUAAUUGCUGACAUAAGUUACAGUCUGCUUUUGGUCCAUAUCUUCUUGUGUACACAUAGCUCCACCUUUUAAACAUUCCUGAUGGCCAGGGUGAGAUGUGGUGGCAUCUUGGUUUUAGAUUGAGAACUGGGAAAAGACCUCAAGUCUCUAAGCAUUGUGGAAGAAAAAGAGCAGAUACAUGGAAGAGCACUACAUUACCAUCACAAAGGAAAUCUAAAAUCUUUCCUCCAGCUUCCAAGAGUCCAACUACUCCAAAAGAUUUCCAGUCUCGAUCUUAAGUACUAGUGCACAUUAGAAAAAAGCAAUGGGGCAGCCAUGGUGUGGUCAGCAAGACAGAUGCCAAAGAUUCUGAACACCAUGAAUUAUGUCAGCUUCACUCUGUAUCCGAGAGUGGCUUUGAAAGUAAUCAGGAUGAAAUGGUGAAAUCAAGGCUCAAAAAGACCUUUGGUUUAAAAUAUCCAAUGAAGAAAACCAUUAAGGAACUUAAAACACAAAACACAAAGGUCUACAAAAAUAGUAGAACCCCAGAAGAGAGUCCUUUUAGAAUGAUGUGUCCAACAAGAAGCAAGAGUAUUGAAACCACUCAAACAAGCACUGUUUCUUCAAAGAGACAACCUAAGAAAUCCUCCCAGCCCAAGUUCAUCCAGCUGCUUUUCCAGUGCCUAAGGCAGGCAUUCCAAAUGGCACAUAGAAUUGUAGCUUUUACUGGACAGAAGCCUGAGGAUAGGACAAGGCCCAGGCACUUUGUAGUCAUGCAAAUACUUACCUUUGCAAUUGGAGAAACAGAUGACACUGUCCAAGUUACUUCAAUCUUCCAACCUUUGAGUAUAGUUCAAAAUGUCAACAGCAGAGCAAAGAAAAACCACAGUGAUGACAUCUCCUGUCCAGAGUCUUAA